Molecule: messenger RNA, 1068 nt
Organism: Eufriesea mexicana
Lineage: Eukaryota; Metazoa; Arthropoda; Insecta; Hymenoptera; Apidae
Product: neither inactivation nor afterpotential A
Exons: 5
Coding region: 105-965 (286 amino acids)
Biological process (GO): protein folding; protein peptidyl-prolyl isomerization
Cellular component (GO): cytoplasm
Molecular function (GO): peptidyl-prolyl cis-trans isomerase activity; cyclosporin A binding
Source: RefSeq, a predicted model, not a curated record
CAUCAGAAAUGGCGCGUGUUGUAUUUACUACGAUCGAUCGUUGAGAGUUUCGGUUGGUAAGGUCGAUAGUGCUUGGUUGUGCAAUAGAAGAGAUUUAAGUCGGUAUGAAUGAGCUUUCAAUCAACGCACAUUCCGCGCAAGCGUCCACGGGCUUAUUUGGUCUCCGCGCGGUGCUUCUGAUCGCAUUUAAGCGUGGUGCGAGUCGAGCGAUGAAGCUGAAACUGUCGGAAAACACGGAGCACUUCGGACGCAGUCGUAAAGCCAUGAAGAUCCUGUUGACGAUAGCCUGCUUGGUCGUCGUGGCCGCAACUUUCGAGGAUGACAGUCUCACGGUCACCGAUCAAGUGUACCUGGACAUUAUGAUAAACGAUCAUCCAGCAGGAAGGAUCGUUGUAGGAUUAUUCGGCAAUGUGGUCCCUAAGACUGCGCAGAAUUUCAUUACUUUAGCCACUACUGGAAUUGGAGGGAAAACGUACAAGGGUAGCACGUUUCAUCGAGUGAUCAAGAAAUUUAUGAUACAAGGCGGAGAUAUAGAAAAUGGCGACGGUACUGGAUCGAUCAGCAUCUAUGGGAAACACUUCGACGACGAGAAUUUCGACAUUGGUCACAAUGGUCCUAUGUACGUGAGCAUGGCAAAUGCUGGAAAGAAUACGAACGGUUGCCAGUUCUUUAUUACGACGAUAGCUACACCGUGGUUAGAUGGAAAGCACACUGUGUUCGGAAAGGUGAUCGAGGGCGAAGACGUAGUGUUUAAGAUCGAGCAGACGAAAACGGAUGCUGAUGAUGUGCCUACUAAACCUGUGGUUAUCUUCGCGUGCGGUUCUAUUCCUACACCGUCUCCAUUUAAAGUGGACGACAACAUUUACAAUAUCUGGGCGUGGAUAAAAGCAACAUCCGUGCCGUUGAGUUUCAGUUUUUCCGUUCUUGCCUUUUUUCACUACAUUAUGAAGAAAUUAGAUGUCUAAUUACGGUAUACGUCAUGCAAAUUCUGUGAGCUAUGAACAGAGAUAAUUACAAUUCAAAAGCCUUUGUAUCGUAAUUUUAUAAAUAACAAAAAGACGAAUAAAA